Stylophora pistillata is the source of this 1603-nucleotide messenger RNA. RefSeq lists its product as uncharacterized. The record is from RefSeq and is a predicted model, not a curated record. NCBI's taxonomy places the organism in Eukaryota, Metazoa, Cnidaria, Anthozoa, Scleractinia, Pocilloporidae.
ACCGGGUUGCUCAACUUAAUAAAUGUACCUCUCGGUUAAAGAUUUUCUUCUAUACGAUGCAUUACCUGUUAUUAGUGUUACUACUUCAACGAUUAGCUGUUCCAAUCCAUUCCAGACAUGAUAGAAGCGAAAGAGAAAGACACAGUUUCGCUAAGAGAGUUCAUGUCGCUAAGAAGGAGGAACUCCUUGGUGAGGAUACCAACAGAAUCGAUCAAGCAGAGUACAGCUUGCAGAACUUGGUCAGUCCAGAGAGAUAUGAAGCCAAUAAAUUCUUUAACAAGCCUCCUUCAAAAGAAAUAGGUGGCCUCAGAGUGGAUACCAUGUCCCCAGCUCAGGUGUCGUUCAUCCAAAGCAGUACCCAAUGGCACAAGUAUUAUAAGCCAAUGCCCUCCUCGUCUUAUCCAUCCACAAUUUAUCCCGAGGAUCCUGUUUUGUUCCCGGGGGUAAAGGCUUCGAAGGGACAAGAAACAAGAGAAAGAGAUGGGUAUAAUGGGGGAAUUUCCGAUUUAGAGAGCGAAGGUGUGACAAGGCAGCAUCAUAUGAACAACGAAUGGGGCACGAAUUCGUAUGGAUCUUAUGGUGACACGGUCGGAGGAGAUCAACGUCAAAGCGAUUACGAGAACACUCCAUUUACCGACAAAAGCUGGUGGAAUCCAAAAACAGAAGGAAAGAACGCUAAUGGUUAUGAAAGUUUAGAUGGCAAAACUGUCGCUGUUCCUGAGCCAAGAAAUUCUCAAGAUGAUCUUCUUCACUCAGAAAGUCGUUUUGUCGGUAGGUCUCAUGAAUUACUGGACGGAGGCGACAUGGGGAGCAUCAGGCACAACUCUAAUUUGUUGGGUGGCGAAAAACUCGGUCUCCUAAAUAAACUGGAAUCUUUGAAGGAAAAUGGUGUUAUACCUCAGGAAGAGGAAGAAAAGGUGUUCUUUAAUGGAAAUCAGAAUUUUCUCACCCACAGUGGUGUUGCAAAGCCACCCUUAGACACGCCUCCAGGGCCCUCAGAAGGCCUCGGUGCCGCCCUAGCCGAAGAGUUGCUUCAGAAAAAUAAAGGGAAAUUCAGGGAUGAAGGGGAAUCAACCAAUAUUAUAGAAGGAAUACGUGAAGCUGCUUCGGUGCUUGGGACAGGACAGCGAGAUAUUGAUGAAUCAAGUUUGCUUUCUAAGCCGCUGCUAGACGAGAAGGCCACCCAACGGACUACGAUGUACCACAACAAUGAUUUCGACAGCGACACAGGGCACUUGGUAUUAAUUCGAAGUCAUCAAGUGAAAGAAAAUUACCCGGGAAGAAAAUACGAGAGGAAAUUCGACAAAGCAGUCGAGCAAAAGCAGCUCGUUGCUAGCCGAUCAAAUAGAGUAAAAACAGAUGUUGCAGGGCAAAGAGCUAGUCAUAAACUAAACUCACAGCAAGCAAAGGCCGCAGCUACCAAGAAACAUCUUUCAUCACUCAAAGAAAAACCUUGUAAGCGUUGCAAUAAAGCCUUGCUAAUGAAAAAACUUUCUCUAACAGAAAAUACUCACCGGCCGCUCAAAGGUGGACAAAAUAUUCGCAUUGGCAGUAACGUAGAAUUGAAGGCUAAAUAAGAACUAAUCGUUCUGGUUCUUUUGUG